Messenger RNA from Salvia miltiorrhiza (redroot sage), 782 nucleotides. RefSeq lists its product as uncharacterized. NCBI's taxonomy places the organism in Eukaryota, Viridiplantae, Streptophyta, Magnoliopsida, Lamiales, Lamiaceae. The transcript has a single exon. The record is from RefSeq and is a predicted model, not a curated record. The coding region runs from base 213 to 635 and encodes 140 amino acids.
CUGAAGGCUGCGGAGAUACGAUGGGUCAAUUAAUUAUAAGCAUCCUACAAAAUCCAAACAUUUCUAUUCAUAGUCGUUUCCUCCAACCUUCAUAUUUCCCCUUUCACCACAUAUGACAUAACCUCAAACACUUUCUCCUUCCAAGAAACAACCCUUCUUCCUCUAUAUAAAAAUGCCAGUUCCCACUUGCUCUCAAACACACACAACACACAAUGGAUCACAGAGGCCCCCCGCCGCCGCCGCAGUCGAGACAUCACAAGGGAGCCAAGAAGCGCAAGGGCGCCGCCGCCGCCGCCGACGAAUCGCUCAAAGUAGUCUACAUCUCGAGCCCCAUGAAGGUGAGGACCAGCGCCGCCCGGUUCCGGUCGCUGGUGCAGGAGCUCACCGGCAAGAACUCCGACAUCGCGCCCUACAUGGACUCCGACGGCGGCGCCCUCGUCGACUACCGUGACGAGGGCGGGAUGCUGCUCCCCGACCGACCUCCAUCCUCGUCGGUUUCUAAUUCCGAUGACACGUCCACGGCCUCUCUGCUGGGGGCCGUGGACAAUGUCUUCGCCUCCCAAUUCGGGGGGCUUUUUUCGUCGGAGUCGUUUUGCGACGACGUGUUAGGGAGCUAUCACGACUUGAUCAUGUGAUGCUCUUUUUUUCCUUUUCUUAGUAACAAAAAAUUAUAUUAGUGUAUUAAUUAUGUAGCUUAUUGUUAGAAGGGAUUGGGCAUACGUGCUCUUUCCCCGUGGGUAAAUAUAUAUAUAUGAAAAGAGUAAUGGAUUUUCGCUUGCAAA